AUGAGGUCGAAGAAGAAGCAAAGAGACGAGAUGGAGGCAAUAGAUUAUUGGAAUUGGAGGAUGGAGAAGUCUAGGAUGUCGACGAGGAAGACGAGGGUGAGUAUUUCAUUUUCUCCACGGCAUUUGGCGGCGAUUCCCACCGAGGAAGCGUUCACCAACCGCCAGAUCCACCCGAUUUCCCCCUAUUCAAUCGGGAUCUCCUCAACCUGA
This is a messenger RNA of Linum trigynum, 210 nucleotides long. NCBI's taxonomy places the organism in Eukaryota, Viridiplantae, Streptophyta, Magnoliopsida, Malpighiales, Linaceae. The record is from the annotation of a GenBank genome assembly.